Molecule: messenger RNA, 4190 nt
Organism: Blepharisma stoltei
Lineage: Eukaryota; Ciliophora; Heterotrichea; Heterotrichida; Blepharismidae
Source: the annotation of a GenBank genome assembly
AUGUACUUAGACGAGCAACUGAAAACUUUCAAUGCACUUUUAUCAAAUAUUCGAGACUUAUCUGAAACUUGCAAAAGACCAUUUUCACUUUUUCAAAGCACAGAAUCUCCAAGAUUACAUAUAUUAACUUCCACCACUAAUAGAGGAAAGAUUAUUACUCUUUAUAAUCUGAAAGAAAGAUUAGCAAAUAAAAUUAUUAGAGACUUGCCUUUAUGAGAGUCUAUAGAUAGUGUUAAAAACUCUUAUUUAAAUGCAAUACCUUUGCAAAAUGAUAAAGAAAUAUGUUCAAGCCUCAAAGAAAAAUUAAAACCAACUGACCAAGAAAUUCUCUAUAAAAUAAUUUUAAUGUCAAGAGAAACAAGCUUAAUUAAUAUAGCUGCAUCAAACGCUGUAAGUUUUUUAAAUCAAUCUGGAUUUCAAUUCAUAGGCAAAAAUAUGAAAGAUGUUAAAAUUCCUCAUGCUAAUUUAUCAGGAUCCUUAUUUAUUAACACAGAUAUCCAGAAUAGUGAUUUAUUUGGUGCAGAUUUAUCACAUUCAUCAUUAAAUUUUACUAAUUUUGAAGGCUGCAAUAUGGAAAAUUUGGAUUUUAAAGAAGCUCAGACAAUUCGCUCUGAUAAAACCACGUUUAAUUCUUUAGCACUUUCCCCAUGUGGAAAAUGGUUAGCAACAGGUGGCAGCAAUCAGAAAAUAGAGUUGUGAGAUUUCAAUCUCCGUUGCAAAGUAAAAGAAUUCUCAUAUCAGGAGCUUAAUAUAUAUUUUUUUUUAUGAUAAACAGCCCACUAACUCUCUGCGAGUGAACAAAAUUAUUGGAAAAAUCCUAAUUUUUGCAAAAAAGCACCCUCCAUAAGCGAAAAAAAAAUUAUGAAGAAAAAUUUUAAUAUAGAAGUGAUAUACUAAUUGACCAAGAAUAGCCCACUAAGGAGCCAUUCUUGGUCUGCCAGAAAAAAUUUUGACAAAAGAUCCUAAUCUGCCAUUACCACUGAGUUUUGGUGUUUCCAAAUUUUUUGGGCAAGCCAAAUGCAAUAAAACAAAUUGUUCUUUUGCGAUGAUGCAUUUGGCUUGUCAAAAAAAAUUUGGCAACAUCAAAACUCAGUGGUAAUGGCAGAAAAGAUCCUAAUCCGCCAUUACCACUGAGUUUUGGUGUUUCCAAAUUUUUUUGACAAGCCAAAUGCAUCAUCGCAAAAGAACAAUUUUUUUUAUUGCAUUUGGCUUGCCCAAAAAAAAUUUGGAAACACCAAAACUUAGUGGUAAUGGCAGAUUAGGAUCUUUUGUCAAAAUUUUUUCUGGCAGACCAAGAAUGGCUCCAUAGUGGGCUAUUCUUGGUCAAUUAGUAUACUAACUCCCCCCCGUGAGUGAACAAAACAUUGGAAAAAUCUCUAUUUUUUGCUCAAAAACCCACAUCCAUGAUGAACAAAAAUAUUUUUAAUAGAAAAAAUUUUUUUAUAAAACAAAAUUGAUAUAUAAGUGAUAAUUAGUAUAAUGAAAUCUCGAGCUAAUUCUGUUUAUUUUUAAACAAAUUGCGUUUUAAAAACAUAAAUUUUAUAAAUUAAAUUAAUAUUUGCUUCUAUAAAUUUAUAUAUAAAUUUUUUUUAAAAAAAUAUUAACACCCUUCCGUGAGUGAACAUAAUUUUUUUUUACUCACGGAGGGGAGAGUAAGUAUAAACAGCUUGCAUUUUAAAAAAAUAAAAUUUAAAAAUUAAUUAAGGAGUAUUUUUGGUUAGAAAAAACUAAGAUAAUGAUUAAGGCUAGAUGGGUUUUAUCUCUAAUUUUGCAAGCGAUGCUCAGUACUGCCUUAAACUGUUUAUUAGCCAAAAAAAAAAUCGGUGGCUUUCACCUUUGAUAUUUCUGAGCCCUGGCCGAACCCUUGAAUUCUUGGUAAUGGUAUUGCGCUACUGAUCGACGAACUUUAUCGGGCAUCAAAAUUUUCAGCCCAGCCUUCGCUCUAAUAAAACGCUCCACCUCCGCCUGAUACCAAGGUUAGAUCGCUUCUUUGAGCGAAUCUUUUUCAGUUUGUGGCUUGAAAAAAAAUAGCAACUUAUGUGAUUCGAGGUAGCCGCAUGAGCAGUAAGAGACCUUUCCCCAUUUCAGGCAUUUACUGACGUAAACUGAUGGAUAAAGAAGCCAAAAGCAGCUACCCAAUCGAUUGUCUCAAAACAGCGGCUCUGUGCUUAGACUCCUUGCUUCGAGGCCCCUAACAUUUUUGCCAAUCUAUGGCUCAAAAAACAAUUCCGGAUGCAGUAACUGCUACUGGGGAACAUAUCACAUAUCAUCCUCUGUAUAUGGCUAGCCAAAUAACUUGGUAUUCCAGCUGCUGCCUUGCAACUAGAAAAUGUUUCUUUAAUGGACUGUCCACCGUAAACUAGUAUAAUUUCAAUUACUUUUUUAAACUCUCAAAAAAUCUUUACAACUUUAGGUAAGAGUAGCUGGCAAGUGAGUAUGCUUGAUGUUGUAGAUCUAGAAACUGAAGAAUUUCAUACGAUUUAUAGCAACUUGGAAUAUGAAAGGUUUUAUUUUACAAUUUCUAUUUGUAAAAAUAAUUUUGCUAUUUGGGAAGAUAAUUCUAUUGAAGUAUGAAAGACAAAUCCUAUGAUGAAAAUAUAUAAAGUUGCUGAUCUAUUAUAUACUAUAUCUAAUCUAAUGUUUUCUCCUUGUGGCGAAUAUAUUGCUUAUAUGUGCAGUGAUGGUUUUAUUAGGAUAAAACACGUUUAUUCUGAAAAAGAUGUUUGUAUUUGCCCAGUAGGUCCUGAUGAUACUAGAAAAUAUGGUUAUAGCACUAUAUAUUUACAUGCAGCAGCAUUUUGCCCAAUCGGAAAAUACUUAAUUGCUUCAGCUAGUAAUAAAGGAGAAGUAGAAUUAAGAAAAAUAAAUUUGGAGAAGAAAGAAGUUAAAACCACGCUGCUUGCAAAGUAUAAUGAAGAUUCUAUAAAUGAGCUAAUUUAAGACUCUUUCCCAAGAACUGCCCAGUUAGAGCUUUAAGCUAUUUUUCUCUGAAAAUUCAAGGAAAAGAUCUAUAUACAAAUACAGGAAAAUUCCUCAUUUUACUAUCAGAAGCAUGCAAUAUUUCUGUAUGGGAUCCAUGAAAAACAUCCUUAGUAUGGCAAAAUUCACUGAAAAAUCGAUUCGAUAAAUAUUUCUGUUUAAAUGUAAAUGAUGCAUAUCUAGCAUGCAUUUGCAGAAAAACGUCUAUAUUUAUGUGAAAAAUUGAUUGAUUUCAAAGGAAAGUAAAUUUUGAUGGGCACAAAGAAAGCGUUAACAAAGUAGUAGUAUCUAAAUGUGGAAGUUAUAUUGCAUCAGGAGGAAAUGAUAAAAUAAUAAAAUUAUGAGAUGCAUCAAAUAUGAAAUUAAUAAAAGAUUUUAUAGGCCAUAAGAAAAGAAUUGAAUCCCUAGCUUUUUCUUAUUGUGGCAGAUAUCUUGCAUCUGCAAGUGAAUCAGUUAAAAUAUGGAGCAUCGAUAAUCUGACAGAAUUAUCGACAAUUAUGGAAGGCAAUGUUACUUAUUCAUUAUCAUUUCUACCAAAUAAUUCAUUAUUGGCUGGCUGGAAUAAGAAUUCGAUAACGAUUUAUGAUUUAGGAAGCAAAAAGCAUAAAAUUAAUUUAGAAGGCUCUCAAGGAAUCAUAAAAUCGAUAUCGGUUUCACAGCAAGGGAAUUAUAUUGCCGUAGGAAAAUCUAACGGUGGUGUCGAUAUUUGGUUUCAAGAGAACUAUCAAUGAAAAAAUAGAUUGAUUAACAGCAAUCAAAGCUGCGUUUAUUCAGUUUCUUUUUCUUAUUGCGAAAUGUAUUUGGUCGUUAGUGGAUCAAAUAAAACUGUGGUAAUAUGAUCUAUUGAAAAUCUAGAUGUACCUCUAAAAACGCUUAUAGGGCAUAAUCAUUAUGUUUUUUCUGUAGAGUUUUCACCUUUUGGAGAUAUUAUUGCUUCUUGUAGUGCGGACGGGAAAAUUAUUUCGUGGAAUUUUGAAACUGGUAUGGAAAUUAAGGAAUUUAAAGGCCAUAAAGGCAUGGUUACUUCAAUUUGUUUUUCAAAAUGCGGAAAUUUCUUGUACUCAAGCAGCGAAGAUAAAACUAUAAAAAAAUGAAAUCUUCAGCCUUAUUUAAUACAAGGUGUGAAAACUGAAGAAAUGGCUGAUUUGAUAUGGACUUCAAUAAAUGGUGAAUUAGAAAUUCAAGACUGCAAGGGCUUAAAUACUCCUUAA